AUGGAUCACUUGUUUCUUUCAAUGGAGUCAAACUACCAAAAAAACCCUAUGUUCAUUGAAGAUCCAGUUGACGUUUAUUUGAAUUCUCUUCCGCCCGGUUAUCGAUUUGCCCCUACCGAUGCAGAGCUGAUUCUAUAUUACUUGCAGAAAAAGAUUUUGAAGCAGGAACUACCCCUUAACAAGAUUCGUGAAAUCGAUAUUUAUCAACACGAUCCUCAGUACCUUGCUGAGACGCAGUUGAACAGACAUGGAGAAAGAGAAUGGUACUUUUUCACUCCCAGGGAGCGAAAGUACCCCCAUGGUUCACGGCCAAAUCGAACAGCACACGAUGGAUUCUGGAAGGUAACUGGAAAAGAUGAAGUCAUUACAUCAGCUACAGGUGAAAUAAUUGGAUACAAAAAUACUCUUGAUUACUUUGAAGGGACACAUUCAGAAAACCAAAAGACCAAAUGGAAAAUGCAUGAAUAUAGACUAAAGAAAUCAGAGAGAGAUGAAGAUAUUGCUGCUUCAAAUAAUGAAAAAUGUCAACGUGAUAUGAAGUUGGAUGAUUGUGUUUUGUGUAAGAUUUACACAAGUAACAGAUGCAAGGCCGGGAAAAGCACCAAGAAAAUUAGCAACAGUGCAAAGAAAUCAUUCAAUUCUGUCCAAGAUAGAGAUGUUCAGCAUGAAAAUCAGGAUCAACCAACUUUUGGUGGUGAUUACAAUUCCAAUUCUCCCGCUGCAUUUAACAAUGGUUAUGGUUCGACGAACAAAUUUUGUGACCCUGCAAAUCUUCCUCUGCAAGAUCAAGCUUGUGGCAUCGCCCAUCCUUCAGGACACAUCAAUAACUUCAAUAAUCAAAACAAUACACAUUACAACAUGCACUCAAGUUCUUUGGAAGAUCAUGUCAGAGAUUUUGAGCGUUGGUUAAUUACAGCCGUGCACGAAGAAGGCAAAAAGUGAUCAUGUACCUGAUGGAAUACAGUCUUCUAACGUGCCAGAUGAUACUCUAGGUGACAAAGUUCAUCACGAUCAAUCCAAGAAGACUUAAUUAGUUGUAUCUUAAAGCUAGCCAACAAGAAGAAAGAAAGAAAAGAGAGGGUUUAUGUUGAGACAAACUGAGAUAUUGACAUAGAUAACUUUUGGGUUAAUGGGAUCUUACUCACUUUAGUUUUUGUGUGAUUAU
This is a messenger RNA of Rosa chinensis, 1165 nucleotides long. RefSeq names its product NAC domain-containing protein 2-like. Bases 1 to 942 code for a protein of 313 amino acids. Gene Ontology annotation, molecular function: DNA binding. NCBI's taxonomy places the organism in Eukaryota, Viridiplantae, Streptophyta, Magnoliopsida, Rosales, Rosaceae. Gene Ontology annotation, biological process: regulation of DNA-templated transcription. The transcript has 3 exons. The record is from RefSeq and is a predicted model, not a curated record.